AUGAAGAUUAUGUUAUGGAUACUACAUUUGUUUAAAAUAAACAUUAUACAAAUUAUUGUGAAUAAUGCCCGAAAUCCCUCAAUAAGUCUACAGUACAUUGAUAGUUCCAUAUUCAAUAAAGCAAGUCGAUGUGCGCCUGCUGAACCGGUAAAUGGGAGUGGCGUGUAUGCAGAGAAUUACUACUGGAAUAACAAUGUGACUGAUAUUCCCGAUGAGUUUAUAUAG
This is a messenger RNA of Lodderomyces parapsilosis, 225 nucleotides long. RefSeq lists its product as uncharacterized. Lineage: Eukaryota; Fungi; Ascomycota; Pichiomycetes; Serinales; Debaryomycetaceae. The record is from RefSeq and is a predicted model, not a curated record. The transcript has a single exon. The coding region runs from base 1 to 225 and encodes 74 amino acids.